GCUUUUAUUUUUUAAUUUAUUUAUACAUUUUAUUCAUGAAGGAUAUAAACGAUAUUAACCACUCUAACUGUUAACGCGAGAGAUGUCGAUUCCAAAAAUCUAUUUCGCAUAGAUAACAUAAAUUUUAUUUGAUUAUUUAAAAAUAAGGUCGUAGUGGAAGAAAAGGUUUAUUCGGAUGCAAAAAUUCAGCAGUGCGGUCAAGAUUUAUAAAAUUGAUCACUUUGUCGCAUGCAUCUUUAAUAAAAAAAAAUAUGAAAAAAACUCCACCAAAUCUCUACUAUUACAAAUUUAAAAAAAAUGGAAUGUUAAAUGGAAGGCAUGAAACAUUAGGCGUAGGGCGCUCAUUUAUAGAGUCCGUAACUUUUAGAAAAGAACCUUUAAAAUAUACAUCUUCGGUUUUGCGAAGAAUUUUACUUUAAUAAGUUAAUACAUAUUAAAAAUAAUAUAAAUACAUUUAUUUUCUUAUUAAUUAUAUAUCAAUAAUACUUUAAUAAAUAAAAUUUAUAAUUAAUAUUAAUUUUAUAAUAAAUAUAAAUAUAAUUAAAAUUAUAAAAUGAUACUUUCUGUAUAAUAAUAAAAAAAAUAUUUAAAUGAUGCUAUAGUGAAAAAGAUGGGUAUUUUUUACGUUUUCAAUUUAAAAUAAAAUAAUAAAAUAAAUAUAUUUAUAUAAAUAUAUUAAAAAUAUUAAUAUUAUAAAACUGUUUUGAUUUGCUAUUGAUUUUUUAAAAAUAAAUUAUUAUAUCAGUAUUUCAUGAUUAUUUGGGAUCUUUUAACUUAAUAAUUAUAUUAAGCUUGUUCAUUGGAUAGUUUUGUUUUGUUUUUUUUUUGAAAAUUGGUCAUUGGAUAGUUUUAAAAAAAAGUUUAGUCAUUGGAACUUGUGAGUGACACCCCCAAUAAUCUAUACAAGUUGGUGAAAUAAAAUUAUAUUUAAUUUUUUUAGGUUGUCAAUUUCCCUAACCUAAUAAUAUGUUAAUGCCUAGUAAACGUACUGUCCACCUAACUUUGUUUGGUGUGUAUCGGUAAAGAAAAAGUGACACGGGAAACCGAUAAACCAAGUUUCCCAAGAGAAAAGUACAAAGGCCAAAUCAGACAGAGCCGAUCUAACCGGUAAUAAAAUUCGCCCUUUUUCCAGACCCGUUUAAAGUGACGUUUCGUUCCGUUUCGGUCAAUAUAUAAGCAGCUUCUGCACUCAACAUCCUCUUUUUUUCCCUUCUUGCCUUUUUCCAAGUCUCCUAUAAAUCUCCCAUCUUCUCCAAUUUCACGGUGAGGCUUCGUGGAGAAUAAUCAAACUUACUCGCCCCUCUGACGACUUUUUCAGUUUAUUAUUCCCCGCCGGAGAUCUUGGUCAAUUUAUAUUAAAGACUCAUUGAAUCGAUUUAAACCGAGAUGGAGCCACUUGGACUAAGAGCUGUUGGUUCACACUGCUCUCUAUCGGAGAUGGACGAUCUUGAUCUGACUCGAGCGUUGGACAAACCGAGGUUGAAGAUCGAACGGAAGAGAUCUUUUGAUGAGAGGUCAAUGAGUGAACUAUCGGCUGGUUACGGUAGACACGACGGUUUGCACGAUUCUCCAAGAGGCAGGUCGGUGCUCGACACCCCUCUCUCUUCUGCUAGAAACUGCUUUGAGCCUCAUCCGAUGAUGGCUGAGGCCUGGGAGGCCCUAAGGAGGUCAAUGGUAUUCUUCCGUGGUCAUCCUGUUGGUACUCUCGCAGCUGUCGACAAUACGACCGACGAGGUCUUAAACUACGACCAGGUGUUUGUGCGUGAUUUUGUGCCGAGUGCACUGGCGUUUCUGAUGAACGGAGAAUCGGACAUAGUGAAACACUUCUUGCUCAAGACACUUCAGCUUCAAGACUCUGAGAAGCGUGUGGACCGGUUCAAGUUAGGGAAAGGUGUUAUGCCUGCAAGCUUCAAGGUGCGUCACGAUCCUGUCCGAGAAAUGGACCACCUCGUUGCAGAUUUUGGUGAAACCGCCAUCGGAAGAGUGGCCCCUGUUGACUCAGGGUUCUGGUGGAUUAUUCUUCUCCGUGCUUACACCAAGUCUACAGGAGAUUUGACUCUCUCGGAGACACCCGAGUGUCAAAAGGGAAUUAAACUGAUCCUCUCUUUGUGCUUAGCUGAAGGGUUCGACACGUUCCCUACGCUUCUUUGUGCGGAUGGAUGUUCCAUGAUUGAUCGAAGAAUGGGUGUUUAUGGGUAUCCAAUUGAGAUCCAAGCGUUGUUCUACAUGGCUCUGAGAUGUGCCUUGUCGAUGCUAAAGCCUGACGGAGAUGGCAGAGAGUGCAUUGAGCAGAUCACUAAGCGACUUCACGCUUUAAGCUUCCAUAUGCGCAAUUACUUCUGGCUUGAUUACCAGCAGCUCAAUGACAUUUACAGGUACAAGACUGAGGAAUACUCACACACCGCGGUGAACAAGUUCAAUGUAAUGCCGGACUCCAUACCAGAUUGGGUUUUUGACUUCAUGCCUCUCCGGGGAGGCUACUUUGUGGGCAAUGUAGGACCUGCCCAUAUGGACUUCCGGUGGUUUGCACUCGGAAACUGCGUCUCCAUACUCUCGUCCUUGGCAACUCCUGAUCAGUCCAUGGCCAUUAUGGACCUUCUUGAGCACAGGUGGGCUGAGCUUGUAGGCGAGAUGCCGCUCAAGAUUUGUUAUCCUUGCCUCGAGGGCCACGAGUGGCGCAUCAUCACUGGCUGUGACCCCAAGAACACUCGGUGGAGCUACCACAACGGAGGUUCUUGGCCAGUUUUGCUGUGGCAGCUAACAGCAGCGUGCAUCAAAACUGGAAGACCGCAGAUCGCAAGACGUGCGGUUGACCUCAUAGAAUCGCGUCUUCACAGAGACUGUUGGCCAGAGUAUUACGACGGCAAGCUCGGGAGGUACGUGGGAAAGCAGGCUAGGAAGUAUCAGACCUGGUCAAUAGCUGGUUACUUAGUGGCUAAAAUGUUGCUAGAAGAUCCUUCACACAUCGGUAUGAUAUCUCUCGAAGAAGACAAACUCAUGAAACCAGUUAUCAAGCGAUCUGCGUCUUGGCCGCAACUUUGAAUAACCGAUCUCGGUUUUCGAUCUCUUCUGUAUUUCCUACGGUAUUAUUUUUGGUUCACUUUUUUGGUUGUUGUAUAAUAAUGUCAUUGAAAACUUCUGCCGGAGAAGGGUCAAAAACUUUAUCGAUUACUUAUUUCUUGCUUUGCGAGUUAGAAGAGAAAGUUGGGAAAAGCUCA
This is a messenger RNA of Brassica rapa (field mustard), 3218 nucleotides long. Its product is annotated as alkaline/neutral invertase CINV1. The record is from RefSeq and is a predicted model, not a curated record. Gene Ontology annotation, biological process: sucrose catabolic process. Gene Ontology annotation, molecular function: endo-alpha-N-acetylgalactosaminidase activity; sucrose alpha-glucosidase activity. NCBI's taxonomy places the organism in Eukaryota, Viridiplantae, Streptophyta, Magnoliopsida, Brassicales, Brassicaceae.